CCACGUGGCUCCCCAACUGCUAACGUGUCGCUCUCGUGCCAUGCCAUCUCCUGUGUCUCUGACAUCUUGCCACUUUCAUCACCAUCACUCCUCCGCAUCUUCAUCAUUCGCUUUCGCCUCCGCCCCUCCCUCCCGCUUCAGCUCACUAAUAUGUGAAGGUGUGACAGUUGGUGAAUGCAGUGGAUGAUAGCUAGUAGAUGGAAUGGUUAGUCAAAUUGAUGAGCACUAUUAUCUUCGUACUGGUGAAGCCUUUUUCGCUGAUCAAGCAAUCAGUCUCAUUCGGUGUGAGAAGCUUAUGCAUCGUCCUUCUGACCUGGAUGGAGCUUCUUAGAAACGCUAUUUGCCUCCAUGUUAGCAUACUUUGGAAGCUAACAACUUGGAUAAUAUCAAUUCCGUUUCUGCCUAUGCGAGUGUUAAAUGCUCUACAAAACGAAAGGCUGCUUAAAAUACAUCUCGAAGAAAUGCAGAGAGAGUUCGAGAACUUGGUGUGGGACAAGAAGGGAGUGGAGAAACAACUACGCGUGGCUAUCAAAGAACACAAGUUGAUGGGGCUGAUGUUGAGGGAACUCGAAGAUGAACACGAUGAGGCUAUCAUCAAAAUUGAACAACUGGAGGACGAGCUUCAGGGUCUAAAGGAGGAAAUCCAACAGCUAAAAGAGACUCGAGGCAAAGCUCGAUGGAGCCCCGAGCACGUUGACACCAGCAACCUCCACAACCAAGCCACAAAAACCAAAGAAUCUGCAGCAAACUUGUCCCGGAGGCCAAACAGAGCUAAAACCGCCCGAACAUGCCAAGAAAUAGCCCGAGCUGAUGCUUGGGAAGACGAGAGCAAACCAACCAUAGCACCUAAAGACAUGACCAAACCUCUAAAGCCAGCAGAUUUGGACACAACAACUUACAUCCAAUGCCAAAGAAGAGAAACCGCCCUUUCGAGGAGCGUUUUCAGUGCAGUGUUAUCAGUAGUCGUUGGAACCACCGUGUGGACCGCACCCGACCCUUGCGUGCCCCUCGUGGCCGCCCUUUUCACCGUGGUCGCCAUUUCGUUGAGGAGCGUGGUCCAGUUCUUCGCCUCCAUUAACAACCACCCUGCAACUGAGGCAGUUGCUCUCCUCAGCUUCAACUGGUUCAUUCUAGGCACCUUAACAUAUCCCACAUUGCCAAAGGUUGCACAUAUGUUGUCUCCCCUGGCACACAACUUCUCCGGUAGAACAAUGAGGUUCCUCCUCGGACUGUUUGCAUGAACUUUAAUUCCCCCUGUCAAAAUGUAAUAUAAUCAUAACUUUUUUCACUUCCCCAAAAGUUUUGUGAGUUUGAUAUGAUGCUGUACCAAUCAAAACUUGUUUCUCUAUGGAAAUUUUCCUUGUUAUUAUUUA
Molecule: messenger RNA, 1373 nt
Organism: Ipomoea triloba (trilobed morning glory)
Lineage: Eukaryota; Viridiplantae; Streptophyta; Magnoliopsida; Solanales; Convolvulaceae
Exons: 4
Coding region: 198-1241 (347 amino acids)
Source: RefSeq, a predicted model, not a curated record